UGGAUUUGUCGCUGUUCCGUGACGAGUCGCAGCUGAAGAAGAAGGCAGCGCGGAAAGCGGCGGCUGCGGCUGCAGCUGCUGCAGAAACGCCCAAGAAGAAGCGGGGAGCAGCUGCUGCUGCGCAGAAACCAGCGCGCACCUCGCAGCGACGCGGCCGCGGACGCCCUGCCAAGGUGGUCGUCGCCCAAGAGGAGGAAAGUGAGGAGGACGAGUCGGAGGAGGAGGAGGAGGAGAAUAACAGCCACCCCAACGACAAGCAAAAAGAAAGAGGUGGCAACGCCAGCAACCACGGGCCGGGGCGUAAGGCGCGUGGGGCGGUAGCAGCCGCCGCCCCCACACCAACGACCUCCAAGCGUGCGACACCCAAACCGCCCCCAGCGGCUGCUGCCGCCGCCAAGAAGAAACCCGCAGAAGAAACCACUGCCAAAGGGGCAGCAGCCGCCACCGGAAAGCGGAAAAGGUCCGUUGAGAGUGCGCCACCCCCAGUGCAGGCGGCUGCGGGGGCAGCGAAACGCGCGCGGAAGGCAGAGGCGGCGUCACCAGACGCCACCGCGUCUCCAGCGGCGGCUAGUAGUAGCGACGAGAAGGCGUCCAAAACGAGAAGUACGGUGGCGGCACCGGCUAACGGCAGUACGGUGACACCAGUGGCGACGGCGGCUACAGACAGUACAACGACCGCUGCCAACGAUACGUCACCCACCAAGGACAGGGAGCGCAGGGCUGCCGCCGCUAAAACGCGCAAGAAGUAGACUAUAUAUUUUGCCAAGUGAAUUCUAUACUUGUGUAGUGUGUGUACAUAUACAGUAAUAUUAUAAGACAGUAUGGGUAUGCAAAGCAGCAUAUACAUUAAUGUUAUGAGACAUUUUUGGUAUGCAAUACAGCAUACGUUUACAGUAAUCUUGUGAGAGUGUGGGUAUGCAGUACAGUAAGAGAGGCAGUGUUGUGGCUAUGUUAUGCAAUGAGCAUGGGAGACAGUGUGGGUAUACACAGUAAUGUUAUCAGACAGUAAUUGGGUAUGAAAUACAGCAGCAAGGAUUAUAUGGUUAAAGUGAGGGACAUUUUGGACACUGAUGCAGUGGUCUAUGUAGCCAAUUGAGUAGUUUUACAAGUUGAAAUGUUGCCCUCCCUUGUGUACCUUGUCAAGGCCAGUUUGUAUUACCACUUGUUGCCAUACAUCUGUUCUGUCAGCUGGAAGUUGUGCAACUUGUUGCAAUGCAAACAGGUGGGGUGCACUAGAUUUUUGAUAAGGUUUCUGGAGUAUUUUUGUUGUCGUUCUGUGAGUGAGCUGUUGAAUUGUUUUAAUGGGUAUAAAUCGAUUAUAAAGCGUUUAAUUUAUUGUUCAGGAAACAGUAGUUUUGGAAACAUUGAAGCUUAUUGUUUAGUUGAUUUCUAUUCACAAUAGAAGAAUGUAUGUAUUGUAUAUGAAUUUGUUUAUUAUCAUGGAAAAACAAGAAAAAAUAUGUUAUAUGCAGAAGCAUAAAAAAUACAUGCAAAUAUAUUAUAUUGGGGGAAAUGACUAUGAAUUGAAUUGACACUAACAAAGCGAGGUUAAAAACCUUAUUUACUGAAGGGAGAAGGUCCAUUCUAAGUUCAAGAUUAGAACAAGAUAAAGUUCAAGAUAAUAAUCUUAAUUUAAAACGGCAUUUUAAGGUGUGUCCUUUGUAUUGAAUGAAAAAGACUAAGAACUUGUCAAAAAACCACUGAUUUAUUGAUAAUUAGAAAGACCGGUUUCGGUUAUUACACCAUUGUCAAUCUCUGAUAAACUGUUUAUCAGAGAUUGACAAUGGUGUAAUAACCGAAACCGGUCUUUCUAAUUAUCAAUAAAUCAGUGGUUUUUUGACAAUUUCUUAGUCUUUUUCAUUCAAUAUGAAUAAUUACCACAAUAUCAACUUCUCAACUACACAAAAAAUGUGUCCUUUGUCCUUCAAACUCGAAGAUUCGAAGAUAUUAUCGCGUUAUUAGUUGAUUAAGUUAUUCAGUAUUUGUAUUGAGGCAAUGAAUUUGUUUAUUAAUAGGAUUUCUUUCCACUAAAAAAGGGGGAAUUUCUUCCGUAAUAGAUAGGUUAUGUAAAAGAAUUUGAAAAGCGUUAUGAAAUAUGUUAAUAACGACAAUAUGAACUACUUGGAAAGCACUAUCAAAAAUCAAGUGUACAGACAGUGUCUUAUUGUCAUCUUUCCCCUCCCCCCACUCCUCGUCGGCCAUCUGUUAUUGCCCCCACUACUCUAUCAUCAACCCCUUCCCUCUCCCCCCGUUUCCAGUACAGCGCCAAUCUAAAAAGUCUAUCAAAGAGCGCGGGACGCCAUUUUAUUUUAAUUAGGGGUCUGUUUUGUGAGAUUUAUUUUCUUGGAUCAAACUAAGGGUCAUAUUAUCCCGUUCAAAUUUAGUUGAAUCUAUCUUUGAAUUACGAUGGAAUAAUAUUUUAUUAAGAUAUAAGAAUGCAAUUGUUAUUUGAAUUUCUAAUUAAUAACUUAUUCUUUUUAUCACAGUGAGUAAACCAAGAUAAUAGCUUUCUUAAGACAGGCCUCAAAGUUCUUCCAUUUGAUGUUAUCUUUCUUCUAUUGUUUGAAUUCAUUGGUAUUGCUUAUGGUGUUCUUUCAUCUUCCUUUAAGGUUUGAAUUCGUGAAGUAGAAAAGAUGAGUGUUUUGCUGUUGGGAAAAUGAAAUUGUAAAGUAGUAACUGUGGUAGUUAUUGAAUACUUCAACAAUAAUAUUCUCAAUGUGAUUUGGAUUCUAUACAGUGUUACUGUAUGUUAUAGUAUUUUUGGAUUGAAUACGAAGCAGUGAAAUUCAUUACGAUACAUAGAAUACAGUUGAAAGAAAAAUAGUUUCAGCUCAAUCCUUUAUAAAGUUGGGUUGAACAUUUGAUUGUGAACUGUAUUAAAAACAAAUUUCUGUAUUGGACGAAUAUAAUUGAAAAAUGGUAAAAGGCUUCCAUAUUUUAGUUAAUCGACACAACCUACUGGGCAAAUUCAAGCCUUAUUAUGAAGUUGGGUUGAACAAUUUGAUAGUGAACUGUAUUGGAAACAAUUUCUAUAUUGGACGAAUGUAAUUGAAAAAUGGAAAAAGUCUUCCAUAUUUUAGUUAAUCGGCACAAACCUACUGGGCGAAUUCAAACCUUAUUUUGAAAAAAUAUAUAUUAAUGUUAAUGUAGUAAAAACAAUAGUUAUUAAACCAAUACGAGAGAUCUUAUUUAAAAUGCAUAAUUGAUUCGAAAGUGCAAGACAGUGCAAUAAAUUUAUAGUUUUAAAAAGUUUCAGGGAAAAUUUACAGCUUCCAAUCAUGUAUGCAAAGUUUAUUCGGUUCUCAUUAUCAAAUUCUCCCGCGUUCGAUCAAAUAUUUCGACCAAUAUGCUGUAAGCUGGAAAUCAAUCGACCAAUCACAGAUCGUUUGUGUCUUCUCUUCUGCUUUGUUAUUGGUCAACAAUUACAAGUACUCCUGUUUGUAGCCCAACUACAAUCUGGGGCACCGUAGUUGUUGUGAAUGAAUCUAAAGUAUAGACGUGUAGGAUAAAAUAGAGAAGCAUAAAUUUAGUGAAGCAAGCUGUUGAUAUUUUGUUUGUUUUCUCAUAACUGGACAACCAAUAAUAGUAAGUAACAAACUGGUUUUAACUUUAUGUACUGUAUGGUACAUAGAUCUGUUCAAAUUUUCUAACUGUAAUAACUCUUGCGAUCUUGGUGUGUUCAGAUUUGUGUAAAAUAUUCGCAGUUGCAGUGAAAACGUUCUUGAAUAUUCUAGAAUCAUUACCUACCUUCAUUAGUCAGCUAGUUGAGUGAUAUUCUCAAUCAUGAAACCCAUUAUGAACAUUUUAUUGAUGCCAUGAAACGAAUGUAAUCGAUGUUAAGCAUAUGUAUGUUUUUGUUGAAGAUAAUUUCGAUUCGGAGAUAUGAUAUAUAUUAUAAAAAUUUGAUUAUUUUAUUAUUAUGAUUUAUUAAUAUUACGAGAGAAACACAUAUAGUAUGAUUAUAAUUAUUAGUUUUAGUAUUUUUUUUUAUUUGCUAGAGUACAUAUUAAUAGUAAGAGUAUUCUAUCUAAUUUUAGUAAAAUGUUUAUUUCUAGAAAUGAGUUACAGCAUUGUAUGCUCCAAAUUUCCGAGACUUUGUUUUUUAUUAUAUUAUAUUGCAAUUGUAAAUCUCUUUGAUUAGAACCUUAAUUAUUAUUGAAAUCAUUGUAAUUAUGAGUCUUCAUUCGUGUGCUUUGAUUAUUGUAAAAUUGCUGUUCUAUUGGAAAUGCUUAUUUGAUAUUAUACGUUUCAAUUGAGAAGAAUGUUCUUGUUAUAUCCUAACAAAAGCUCCAUGUGAAUUGAACUUGAACAUAAUAGAAUAUUUGCAAACUUGGCAAUUUAGUUUUUCUAUUCUUAAUUUUAUUGAAAUAUUGGUGGUUAUGAAUUCACAAAAUCGAAAUUUUAUUCCAUUGGAACAUAUUUUUUUAUUUGAUUUUUACUAUUUUGAACCUAAUGUUAGUAAACGAUUGUGUUUUUUCUUUAAGCAUUUGAAAUUAUCAUAUUAAUUGUUUGUUAAUCAAUAAACAAACAAUAGCUGGAGAGAAACAACAUAAUUUAAGACCAAACUUGUUUUUAUAACAUAUAAUUCGGUAUAUAUUUAACAAAUUAAAUACUUUACUUCCUUGUAUGACUCAACAGAAACUGGUGUUUUGAAAAUAGUUCAAUUCAAUUUAAGAUAAAUCUAUUUUAUUCAGUGAAAUGGCAUUUCAUCAAAUUGUGUCCUAGUACUGUAAAAUGAUUGUGAAUAUUAUACAAUAUUUAAAGUUAGAUCAUACUUAAGAAUCUUACAUAGACAGGACUGUAGUAAAUGUCUCUUUUAUUAUAAAAGUUGGAUAGUAAGAUUUUUUAUAAUUAUUUUAAACUGGCAAUGUUGAUAAAAAAAAAUUAUAAAUCAUUGGCAUCUCAUAAUAAAAAUCUUUCAAGGUUUUUCAAUGAAAAACAUUGAAUAGACUCGUAUCUAGGUCUUCAAAUGAUGUAAAUUAAUUCAUUUCUCCUCGAGUACACUGGAUGAUAAAAAUAAAUAAAUAAUGAAUAAAUGAUGGUCAAUAAAUCUGUGGAAACCAACGCAAGAAAAUAUAGUUGAUGUAUAUUGAACAAAUAAAAAUAAAUUAAAUUAUUAUUUCAACAAUAAGUUAAUAUCUGUAGUGCUUAACCAGUGUUAAUUCUUCGGUUCAAUCUUAAACUUAACAGCUACUUUAUAAUUGUAGCUAUUAUAAAUUUUUAAACAUUAAAAAUUUCCUAUAAAAAAUUAGUUGACGAAUUUAAAUAUGUUUUUUAACAAGAUUGAAAUGAAUAUGGUAUGAAAGGUAGUGUGCAUUUAUGAUUCGUUUCUGAAUUUUUGAAGUAACAAAGUAUUCCUUUGUAAAAAAAUCCCAGAAAAUUCUUAUAUUUCUAUAAGUGGCUGGGUUAUAUAAAAUCCAUGCUCCAAAUAAUAAAAUUAAUAUUUUGUUUCUGGAUUCAAUCUUCAUAAUUUCAAUAAUUGAAACGCCCAAUAUAAUUUGAAAUUGGUUUCAUACGUUUUUUAUUUGAUAAGUGAAAGUUGUCAACCUUUUUAAAAUUACAAUAAAACAGUGUAAUUUAUCAUAGUAUAGUGUAGUUUGAAUAUUUUAUCUGACAUAUCUCGUUUUAAUUAUCUAUCUACUGAACUCAGCUCUUCCAAUUGGCAUAACUUUUAGUCACUGUGUACAAUAAAAAUCUUAGUCUGUAGUAUUUGGUCACUUCCCAGCUAUUAUUGUUUUGAGUGAAGCUUUGAUCAUUUUAGCAUGAAUUCUGUUUAUUUGAGUAUUCUGUUGACUAUUGUUUCAAGUUGAUAGAAGUUAGAAUGAAUGAAGAAUUGUAUCAUCUUUUUUAAACUAAGAUCCAAUAUCGUGUGUUUAAUUGUAGCUCGAAUUUGGAUGAGAAACUAUCACAUCUAUAAUUUAAUGUCAUGUAUUGUGUAUUUUUGAAUAAAUCUAAUGAAAGUAUAUAAAUAUUUAUAUAUAUAUAGAAAGAUUAUAAAAAUAUUAUUAUUAUCAGCAUCAACAUUGAUUGAAUCAAGUUCAAGAUUGAUUGUAGUACAAAGGGUGCAAUUAAAUUUGACUCUAAUUGUGAUUUUAAUCAAAUUUCAAAUCCUUGUCUUACUCCCUCAUGAUACAAUCAUAAUACCAUUAUUGUUGAUUAUGAUACAAUCAUUGCGAUCAAUAUGUUAUUACAAUCUUGGCGGUGUUGUAUUUACGUUUUCCUUGUAAAAUUUACCUGAUGAAAUAAUCUGAAACCAAUAAAUUUAUACAUUCUUAUGCCUCUGUUGAUUGAGAUCUUUGCUUGGUAACACCAGGCCGAAUAUUUAUGUCUGGAAAUAUGUUUGACAUUGAAUUGUAUGUGUUUAUAUUUAUAGAUGUGCACCGCACAUAAUUUAUGUGAAAGUUCAUGCACUAAGAUGGCAAUAAACGAUUCAGAUAUUUUAA
Molecule: messenger RNA, 6443 nt
Organism: Nilaparvata lugens (brown planthopper)
Lineage: Eukaryota; Metazoa; Arthropoda; Insecta; Hemiptera; Delphacidae
Product: testis-specific gene A8 protein-like
Exons: 3
Source: RefSeq, a predicted model, not a curated record